Polistes canadensis is the source of this 7123-nucleotide messenger RNA. It is a transcript of the gene Chd1, whose product is annotated as chromodomain-helicase-DNA-binding protein 1. The transcript is spliced from 14 exons. Gene Ontology annotation, molecular function: ATP-dependent chromatin remodeler activity; histone binding; DNA binding. The record is from RefSeq and is a predicted model, not a curated record. The coding region runs from base 1381 to 6816 and encodes 1811 amino acids. NCBI's taxonomy places the organism in Eukaryota, Metazoa, Arthropoda, Insecta, Hymenoptera, Vespidae. Gene Ontology annotation, cellular component: nucleus; chromatin. Gene Ontology annotation, biological process: nucleosome organization; regulation of transcription by RNA polymerase II.
UCAUUUUAUUUUAUUUUAUAUCUUAGAUGAUAAACAAAUUAUUAUUAGGACAUUUAACGUGCCUUUUUUUAACGUAAAUUACCCAAUCUGAUGGAAAACGGCAGAUAAAUAUACCUAUAUAUUUUUUUUUUCGUUAACUUCGUUGUAUUCAUUAACGUCAUUUCGAGGAAAGAAGCCAUUUUACGAACGUUCUCUCUAUCUCUCUCUCUCUCUUUCUCUCUUUCUCACACAUGUACACAUACUUUGCAUGGUGUCAAAUCGACGUUUCAUAUCAACUCUAAACGUUCAUACAAAGUUUAUUAUUAUUACUCGUUUAUUAUAAUUACUCGUUUAUUAUAGUCGUUGCCAUCUUUCCAGUGCCCAUUGGUUCGUUCAUUGUGUGACCUAGAGAAUAUUAUAAGUUCCCUGAGCUCGUCUUUUGAUUAAACUUGAAACAUAUUGUGUGUCAUCAUGUCGAAUUAUUGGAAUAGCAUAACGUAAGAAUUUUUCUGUGUUAUCAUUUAAAUGUAUUUAAUUGUGAAAAUUCAGUAAUUGUUCGAUUGGAAAAAUCGUUGCCAACGGUACAAAAUGAAAUUUAACGCAGCACUUGUCUCUUAUAGUUCUAGCUUUUUACGAAUUUCUAGUUCUUUUUCGAUUUUAAAGAAAUAUUUCGUUGUCUCAAUUGUUUUGUCUUUUCCAAUUUUCAAAUAUCAAAAAUAAGUUACGUACAGAUCAUGUCUCAAAAAAAAAAAAAGAAAAAAAAAAAAUAAGAAAGUAUCUCGUUCUAACGGUGCAAAAAUAUGCAUGUAGUACGUGACCGCGUCGUAUAAGAUUUUAUGUUAAUUGCGCAUUUGACUGGAUAAUAUCGAAAAACUGACGCCGUGCAUUCUGGGUAAAAUUUCCGUGAGUAAUAAAAAUGGCUGUCUUAACAACUAUUUCCGUUUCGUAAUUUACUUAAAGAUGUAUAGUAUAUACGUAAUUAAUAUGAGAAGAAAAAUGAAAGAUUUGAAUCAGAAAAAUAAUAUUAUAUAAAGGACAAGAUAUAUUUUGGUUAAUUUUUAUAGUAAAAAUAUAUUUUUUGAUUUGUUAAAUUUAUUUGGGAGGAUAAAGAAGUGUGGAGGAAGUUUGAGGGCGCUGUAGUCGAUUAGUAGGGGACAGGUCGAACGUUGCAUGCUGGGACGACGGAUGGGGGAGGGCGAAAGAACGAGUGAGAAUCUUACAAAAUGGAGACGAAGCUGAGGUCUGUGAACAUAUAGUACGAUAAAAUUCAAUAACUUUGCACGAUGUCGCGACGCUGUACAUCAUUAGUCGAUUAAUAUUGCGAACACGUGUGCGCGAAUUAGUUUAUUUUUCUUAAAUUAACGUGAUAUUGUGCGUGGUGCUUCAUUUAUUCGAGAUUCGAUGCGACGCGUAGACGAUAUGAUGCAGAAAACAUUUGACUCUGAAUCCGGUAAGGAAUCUGGCUCAGAUUCUGAAAAUGAAAGUAAAAGCGAUAGUUCCUCUUCUGGAAGCAAUUCAGCAUCUGGCUCUGGCUCAGAUAGUGACUCUAGUUCCUCGAGUGGCUCCGGUUCAGGAUCAGGUUCAGACUCUGAAAAAUCAGAGCAAUUGGAUGCACCUGCACAGAGUGAUAGUUUACAAAGCAAAUCUUCUAAUCACAGCACAGAAACAAAACUUAGGCUUAAAAAUGAGUCUAGUCGUGAAUGGGACGAGAAUCCUGAUAUUUAUGGCAUUAGGAGAUCUGGACGUUCUAGAAAAGAGCCAGAGAGGCUUGCAACCCAGCGCGAAAGCGACAGUGAAGGUCGCAAGAGAUAUAAGAAAAAGAGUUCACACAAUUCAUGGAAUUCUGAAAGCUCUGAAUCAGAAUCUGAUGAAGCUGAAAAUAGACGACCACCACCUAGCAAAUCUUUAAACAGGCGUGCAGCACAAAAAGCUAAGGAAAAAGCUAGAACACGUAAAAAGCGAAUUUCUGAAUCUUCUGAUAAUUCAUCAUUUGACAGCGAUGAUAACAGAAGGCAAGUUACAAGAAGAACAGGUACCGCUGUUAGCUAUAAAGAAGAGAGCGAAGAAGGUACUGAUAGUGAAGACUUGGUGGAAGUCGAUGAAGCGGCACCUGCUAAUGCAGAACCUGAUAAUGCGGAAACAAUUGAAAAAAUUAUAAGACAAAGAAUAGGGAAAAAGGGUGUUACAGGAAAUGUAACCACAAUUUAUGCAGUAGAAGAAAAUGGCGAUCCUAAUCCGAAGAAUUUAAGUGGAGAAGAAACUGAAAAACAAUAUUUAAUUAAAUGGAAAGGAUGGUCGCAUAUACAUAAUACGUGGGAAUCGGAAGAUUCUUUAAAAGCACAAAAGGUUAAAGGGUUAAAGAAAUUAGAUAAUUUUAUUAAACGCGAACGAGAUAUAAAACAAUGGAGAGAAAAUGCAGGACCUGAGGAUAUCGACUAUUUUGAGUGUCAGUAUGAAUUGCAGCAAGAACUUUUAAAAAGUUAUAACAAUGUGGAAAGAAUUAUUGCUGAAUACAAUAAGCCAGAUUCGGGACAUCCUGAUUAUUACUGUAAAUGGGAAAGUUCAUCGUAUGCCGAUUCUACGUGGGAAGAUGGUGCAUUGAUAAUAAAAAAAUGGCCCGAGAAAAUCAAAGAAUUUCGUGAUAGAGAAGAUUCUAAAAGAACACCAAGUAAGCAUUGCAAAGUGCUUAGAACUAGACCUAAAUUUCAUCAAUUGAAAGGCCAACCUGAAUAUAUGGGAAAAGGAAAAGAAUUAGUCCUAAGAGAUUACCAAAUGGAUGGGCUAAAUUGGAUGAUUCAUUCUUGGUGUAAAGAAAACAGUGUCAUUUUGGCAGAUGAAAUGGGCCUCGGAAAAACAAUACAAACUAUAUGCUUCCUUUAUUAUCUAUUUCAUACACAUCAACUUCACGGACCGUUUUUAUUAGUAGUACCUCUUUCAACAAUGACUUCCUGGCAAAGGGAAAUGGCCCAAUGGGCACCUGACAUGAAUUUUGUUACUUAUUUGGGUGAUGUAACAUCUCGAAAUGUAAUACGAGACCACGAAUGGUGCUAUAGUUCUAAAAGAUUAAAAUUUAAUGCAAUACUUACAACCUACGAGAUAGUACUUAAAGAUAAAACAUUUUUGGGUGCCUUAAAUUGGGCAGUGCUUUUAGUCGACGAAGCUCAUAGAUUAAAAAACGAUGAUUCUCUCCUUUAUAAAGCUUUGUCCGAAUUUCAUACCAAUCAUCGUCUUUUAAUAACCGGUACUCCACUACAAAACAGUUUGAAGGAAUUGUGGGCUUUGCUUCACUUUAUAAUGCCUGCCAAAUUUAAUUCUUGGGAAGAAUUUGAAAAGGAACACGAUAAUGCUGCACAGAAAGGUUAUUCUAAGUUACAUAAACAAUUAGAACCUUUUAUUUUAAGACGCGUUAAAAAAGACGUAGAGAAGUCCUUGCCAGCUAAAGUCGAACAGAUUCUACGCGUAGAAAUGACGUCCUUGCAAAAACAAUAUUACAAGUGGAUAUUGACCAAAAAUUACAAUGCUUUGCGCAAGGGUGUUAAAGGCUCGACUAUGACAUUUCUUAACAUAGUAAUAGAAUUGAAGAAAUGUUGCAAUCAUGCUUUCUUAACUAAACCGACUGAAAGUGAAAGAAAAGAUAAUAAUGAAGAUUAUCUACAGCAAUUGAUCAGAGGUUCAGGAAAAUUGGUACUUUUGGAUAAACUUUUAGUCAGACUUCGUGAAACCGGACAUAGAGUAUUAAUAUUUAGUCAAAUGGUUAGAAUGUUGGAUAUUCUGGGAGAAUAUCUACAAAAACGACAUUUUCCAUUUCAACGAUUGGAUGGAAGUAUAAAAGGUGAAUUGAGAAAACAAGCCUUAGAUCAUUUUAAUGCCGAAGGUUCGCUAGAUUUUUGUUUUUUACUAUCAACGAGAGCUGGUGGACUUGGAAUUAAUCUUGCCACUGCUGACACAGUAAUUAUUUUUGACUCGGAUUGGAAUCCACAAAAUGAUUUACAAGCUCAAGCUAGAGCUCAUAGAAUCGGACAGAAAAAUCAGGUUAAUAUAUACAGAUUAGUGACAAAAAAUUCUGUCGAAGAAGAAAUAGUUGAACGAGCGAAACAAAAAAUGGUACUUGACCAUUUGGUUAUCCAAAGGAUGGAUACAACUGGAAGAACAGUUUUGGAUAAAAAGAAUGCGGGGACCAAUAAUAAUCCAUUUAAUAAAGAAGACUUAAAUGCCAUUUUAAAAUUCGGCGCGGAAGAAUUAUUUAAAGAUGAAGAGGACGGCGAUGAAGAACCUACGUGCGAUAUUGAUGAAAUUUUAAGAAGAGCUGAAACCAGGGAUGAAGGACCUGCUACUGUAGGAGAUGAAUUGUUGUCUGCAUUUAAAGUAGCAAGUUUUGCCGCAUUCGAAGAAGAAUCAGAACCUGUCAGCCAACCUAACGAUAACGAUGAUGAAAGUAAAGACUGGGCUGAGAUAAUACCCGAAAACUUCCGUAAAAAGAUUGAAGAAGAGGAGAAGUCUAAAGAAAUGGAAGAUCUUUACCUUCCGCCUAGAAGUCGUAAAACUCUUCAACAAAUCAAUCAAACUGGAGAUGGGAAAGGUAGAAAAAGAAAAAAGACACCAGAUGACAGCGAAGAGGAACAAGAAUCUGGCAGCGAAGUUGAAGGUAGCGACGACGAAAGACCUAAAAAGAGAGGAAGACCAAGAGUAACACCUCGCGAAAAUAUAAAGAGUUUUACAGAUGCGGAAAUUCGAAAAUUUGUGAAAAGUUAUAAGAAAUUUACAGCACCUUUGAAAAGAUUAGACGACAUUGCUGCAGAUGCUGAAUUACAAGAGAAACCAAUGUCAGAGUUACGUUAUUUGGGUGAACAGUUGCAAUCUCGUUGUGAGGCUUGCUUAUCUGAAUUUGAGAGCACUGCCAAAGAGAAUAAAGGCGAGGAGGAGGGUAAAGGACCUGGUCGUAAAAGAGGAAGAGGUCCUACGUUUAAAAUGGGUGGCGUUAUGGUAAACGCUAAAUCAUUUUCUGCUGCUGUCAAAGAAUUGGAACCUUUAGAUCAAGCACUUCCCUCAGAUGCUGAACAAAGGGCUAAUUGGCAUCUUGAUAUAAAAGUUAAGCCAGCUAACUUUGACUGCGAUUGGAGUAUCGAAGAUGAUUCUAGACUUUUGAGAGGGAUAUACCAACAUGGUAUGGGCUCUUGGGAAGCUAUCAAAACAGAUGCUAGCUUAAAACUUACUGAUAAAAUUCUUCCUAAUUUUAGUAAGGUUCAGUUCAAACGAGUAACUGCUCGUGCUGAAUACUUAUUAAAAGUUCUUAAAAAGCAAAUGGAUUUCAAGCAUGGCGUGACACGAACAAGGAAACCUAGAAAACCAAAAGAAGUUAAAACCGCAAUUACAAAAGAAAUUAUUGAAGAGAAUGAUAGUUCGGGAGAAGAAAAUAAAAAGCUUAAGAAAAAUAUCGAUAAAACGCCAGUAAAGAAAGAAGAAGACGUUAUCGUUAAAAAAGAAAUUAAAGAAGAACCCGAAGAAGUGUCAGAAGAAAAGAAAAAAGAAAAGAAAGUUAAGAAAGAGAAGAAGGAAAAUAAAAAGGCUAAAAAAAGUAAACAAACUGCUGGACCUAUGCAUUUCACAGCUAACAACGAACCACGAGCUCUUGACGUUCUUGGUGAUCUAGAUCCAUCUAUAUUUAAUGAGUGUAAAGAAAAGAUGCGUCCAGUAAAAAAGGCUUUAAAAGCUUUGGACAAACCAGACGAAUCGUUGAGCGCGGAAGACCAAGUUACUCACACACGCCAAUGUUUGGUUCAAAUUGGAAAUCAAAUAAAUACUUGUCUCGCAGAAUAUAGAGAACCAGUGCAAAUAAAAGAAUGGCGAAGCAAUUUAUGGUACUUUGUAUCAAAGUUUACAGAAUUCGAUGCUAAAAAGCUCUAUAAAUUAUAUAAACAUGCAACAAGAAAGAGUAAUGGGGAUAACAAUGUGAAUGUGAGUUCUAGUCCCGAGAAGAAGGAAGAGGCAAAUAAUUCUAAGAAACACGAAAAAUCUUACGACAAGCACAAUGAUAAACAGCUAGUAGAUUCAAGUAAUAAAGAAUCACGUCAAUUAAAACGUAGAAUUGAUGAUGUGGAAGAAAAUUCUAAUAGCAGUAUACCAAGUAAGAAACAUGUUAACACAGCUAUUAAUGCUAUGAGCAAUAUUAGCAACACUUCGGCUGUUACUAUCGGUACUAUUACGAUAACUCCUAUAACAUCAACUGCAAAUUCUACAUCGAAUACAACUAAUACUACGGAUACGUCAAGGCAUAAAGAGCAAAAAGAUGCAAAGUCCAAAGAUAUGAAACGGGAUCGGGAACGAGACAGAGACAGAGAUAGAAGUCAUAAUGACAGAGGAAUGGACAGAUUAAGUUGCGUAAAAGAUGAACGCAUCAGAAGGGAUAGCGGUGGUUAUAGCAUGGGUGGAGGACAUUAUAGCGGUAGUAGAGACGACGAUCACUGGUUAUUACCUAGAGAUUCCAGAGAUAUGAGAGAUGGAAGAUUUGCAGACCAUAAACGUGAUAGAUUCGAACCCUAUGGACGAUUAUCUAGUGGAUAUCAUCGGGACAGAGAACGAGACAGAGAUCGUGGCAUGCACAUAAACGAUAAAAGAAGUGAUUAUUACAGAUAUCCAUCUGGACCACCUAAUUACGGUUACGGUCCAGGUAGUUACGCAAGCGGAGGUGGUGGUGGAUACGCACCUAAUGAUAUGCCACAAAGUCAUUUUAGAGGUCGAGGUUAUCCUGGAGACAGUUAUUCGAAUGAAUGGCGACCUAGCAAAGAUUACAGAAGAGAUUAUGAUAGGAGGCCACCACCACCAAAUGCCAAUUCCUAGUGCUCCUCUUUUCGGGCGUUCUUGUGUAUUGUCAAGCAAGUGUAAAACUUUGUUGAAACAUCAUAUAAUUUUACACGAAAACAGCACUUUAAGUAGUGAUAAUUAACAGAAAGGAAUUAUGUGUUAAGUGUAUUUAAUAUUCAAUAUAUAUAAUCCUUCCUGUUAUUUAGCACCACUUGUGAUUUGUAGCUAUGUAAAAAGUCGAUUAUCCUCCACUGCUUACUUAACACGCAACAAAAAUAAUUUUAUUAAGAUUGGCAAGCGCGAUCGUAUUUAAAACAUAUUUCAAUGAUAUAUGAUAGAUUGG